Messenger RNA from Vigna radiata var. radiata (mung bean), 375 nucleotides. RefSeq lists its product as uncharacterized. The transcript has a single exon. The record is from RefSeq and is a predicted model, not a curated record. Lineage: Eukaryota; Viridiplantae; Streptophyta; Magnoliopsida; Fabales; Fabaceae. The coding region runs from base 1 to 375 and encodes 124 amino acids.
AUGGAGAUCUUCAAGAAACUGGAGAUCAACAUACCCUUCUCAGAGGCCUUGCAGCAAAUGCCUUCGUAUGCAAAAUUUCUGAAGGAACUCCUCUCUAAGAAAAGGAAGUACAUUGAAGAGGAAACAAUUGAGGUACAGGGAAACUGCAACGUCAUAAUAGAAAAGCUAAUACCUCCCAAAUUGAAAGAUCUAGGAAGUUUCACCAUUCCCUACACUAUAGGGAAUAUCUAUGUUGGGAAGGCACUAAUUGAUUUAGGGGCCAGUAUCAAUCUCAUGCCACUCUCCAUGUUUAAAGAAAUUGAAGGUUUGGAACUUAAGCCCACUCGGAUGACUCUCCAGCUAGCAGAUAGAUCUCUAAAAUAUCGUAAUGGGUAG